GGCGCGGUGCUGGCGCUGCUGUGCGAGGGCCUCUUCCCCGCGUCCACCGUGGACGAGCCCGCGUUCCGCGCGCUGCUGCGGGCGGCCGAGCCCCGCUACGAGCUGCCCAGCGCCCGCUUCUUCGGCAGCCGGGCGCUGCCCGCGCGCUACGGGGCGGUGCGCGAGGCCGUGCGCAAGGAGCUGGCGGAGGCCGCGUGGUGCGGCGUGUCCACCGAGCUGUGGCGCAGCGACAACCAGAACCGCGCCUACGUGACCCUGGCCGCGCACUUCCUGGGCCUGGCGUCGCCCAACUGCCUGUCGGUGGCCUCGCGGUGCCUGAAGACGUUUGAGGUGCCCGAGGAGAACGCGGCCGAGACCAUCACGCGCGUCCUCUACGAGACCUUCAUCGAGUGGGGCGUCAGCGCCAAGGUGUCCGGCGCCACCACCGACGGCGGCAAGGACGUGGCGCAGGCCUGCUCGCUGCUGGACAUCCCCGUGCACAUGCCGUGCCUGGGCCGCGCCUUCGACGCGGCCAUCCAGCAGGCCUUCCGGCUGCCCAAGCUGGCCGCGCUGCUGGCGCGCUGUCGCCGCCUGGUGGCCUACUUCCAGCAGUCGUCGGUGGCCAGGUACAUGCUGGCCGAGAAGCAGAGGCUGCAGGGCGCCGCGCGCGGCAUGCUGGUCAGCAACCGGGUGGCCGGCUGGGGCAGCACGCUGGCCAUGCUGCAGCGGCUGCGGGAGCAGCAGUUCGCCAUCGCGGGCGUCCUGGUGGAGGACAGCAACAACCACCACCUGAUGCUCGAGGCGGCCGAGUGGGCGACCAUCGACGGCCUCGUGGAGCUGCUGCAGCCCUUCAAGCAGGUGGCCGAGGUGCUGGCCGCGGCGCGGCACCCGACCAUCAGCAUGGUCAAGCCGCUGCUGCACAUGCUGCUCAACACGACGCUGCACGCCAAGGACGGCGACCCCAAGGACCUCAGCAUGGCCAAGGAGGUGAUGGCCAAGGAGCUGACCCGCACCUACCAGGAGGCGCCCGAGACGGACCUGUUCCUCAACGUGGCCACCUUCCUGGACCCGCGCUACAAGAGGCUGCCCUUCCUGUCGGCCUUCGAGAGGCAGCAGGUGGAGAACCGCGUGGUGCAGGAGGCCAAGAGUCUCCUGGACAGGGCCAAGGACGGCGGCUGCCCCGCGCCCCCGCCGCCGCUGCCCGCCGAGGACAAGCCGUGCGCGGGGCCGGAGGAGCCUCCGGCCAAGCGUCCGGCCAGCGCCAUCCACAGCCUGCUGGCCGAGAUCUUCUGCCCGGCGGCCGGCGCCGAGGACCAGGAGGAGGUGACGGCGCAGCUGCUGGAGGAGCUGAGCAACUUCAAGUCGCAGAAGGUCCUGGGCCUGCACGAGGACCCGCUCAAGUGGUGGUCAGACCGCCUGGCGCUCUUCCCCGUGCUGCCCCAGGUCCUGCAGAAGUACUGGUGCGUGGCCGCCACGCGCGUCCCCCCGGAGCGCCUCUUCGGCUCCGCCGCCAACGUGGUCAGCGCCAAGCGCAACCGCCUGGCCCCCGCGCACGUGGACCAGCAGGUGUUCCUCUACGAGAACGGACGGGCCUCCGCUGCCUCCGUGGAGGCCGAGCCCGAGGACGAGGAUGAGGGCGAGUGGGGGCUGGACCAGGAGCAGCUGUUCCCGCUCGGGGACCCGGCCAGCGGCGGCUUCUUCGGGCUCAGGGACGGGGGCUUCCUCUAGGGGUCGCUGUCCGUGGACACUGGACCAUCAAGAGCCGAGAAGGAAGGACGCACGCGGCUGGGGGUGCCCAGGGGCGCAGAGAGACUCGCGCCCUGUCCUCGGUCACCUUCCACAAACCAAAGGCCACAGCUUGAUUUUCCCCCCCCCAAGAACUGGACACGGUGGUCAGGGCCUAUCAUCCCAGCAGCUUGGGAGGCUGAGGCAGGAGGAUCGCCAGUUGGAGGCCAGCCUCUGCAACCAGCGAGGCCCUCCGCAGCCCUAUUUCUAAGGCGGAAAUAUAAAAAGGGCUGGGGACAUGGCUCAGGGUUCACUGUCCCUGGGUUCAACCCCUGGUCCCCUCCCCCCCCCAAGAAAAAACCAGGUGGCAGUGGGGUGAGGCUUGGGGACACAGGGUGGGGGACCUCAGGCAACACCGGCUUCUGCAUGAACCUCCUUCCCCUCCCUCUCUGCCUGUUCCUUCCCAAGAAGUGACCGUGGGUGUCUCCAGAGAGGGUUCUGAGUCAGUCUGGAAAGUUCCAUCCCGAUCUGGGUGGGGGGCCGAGUGCCACCGAGCAGAGCGUCACCUGUCCGUCAAAGCCCUGAGGAUUUUCUCUCCCCGGGGACUCUGCACGGUGUUGCUCUCCGUCGGGGAGACCACAGAGUCCAGGGGUUGAACCCAGAGGGGCACUUGACCCCUGAGCCCGGUCCCCAGCCCUAUUUGGCAUUUUAUUUAGGGACAGGGUCUCCCUGAGCGGCUCAGGGCCUCCCUUUGGCAGAGGCCGGCUUUGAACUCGAGAUCCUCCGGCCUCAGCCUCCGGGGCUGCUGCGAUGAUAAGCAUUCCCGCUUUUCAAGCCACUUGCAAGCCGGGGAGUUCGUGCAUCUGGCGGUUCUGGGUUUUAUUUGUGAUGCAUGAGCCGAGGUGAGCUGUUUUUAGGGGUUUUUUUGGGGGGGGGGCAGUCAAAGACCCCUAUUUUUUUUUUUCUUUUUCUGCUUUUGUUUAAACCUGCUUGAGGCCGGCUUCCCGGCAUGGAGGUGGGAAGUUGAGGUUCUUGGACGGGAGAAGACGUUUGAAUUCUUUAAAAAAAAAAAAACUCAAGCUCAUGGGGGAGAUUUAAUUUGCAAAAAAAAAAAUAAAAUAAAAAUAAAACUUAUUUAUUUUCGGAACUGGCUUACGGGAAGGGUCCAGAGGCGCCCAGCUCCUUGUGCAAGUUGGGAGCACCCAGGGUGCCGGGCUGGGCGGGGCCGGGUGGACAGCGUCGCGACCAUGUCGGGAUUUUGCGCUUCUUGCCGGUUUCUCCUUGCCUUCCUGGAAGCUCCGACCUUGGCUUCUGCUCAAUAAAUCAGAGACGCAAAGCC
Messenger RNA from Ictidomys tridecemlineatus (thirteen-lined ground squirrel), 3043 nucleotides. RefSeq names its product zinc finger BED-type containing 1 (gene Zbed1). The record is from RefSeq and is a predicted model, not a curated record. Gene Ontology annotation, cellular component: nucleus. Lineage: Eukaryota; Metazoa; Chordata; Mammalia; Rodentia; Sciuridae. Gene Ontology annotation, biological process: regulation of transcription by RNA polymerase II. Gene Ontology annotation, molecular function: protein dimerization activity; DNA binding.